AUGAAUGCGGACCAACGUCGUGAGUCAGCUGCCGCAAGGCCGCAGGAGCUAUCGCGCAAUCUGCUGCAACACCCUCCUUUGAGCCGUACGCUCGCGGAGGACACCAAGGCCGAGGGAAUGGUGGGCAAGCUUCCCCUCCUCUUUAAGAAGCUGAUGCCCAAGCCUGCCUAUGUGACAUUGCGGAGCUUCCAACAGCGACCUGACCCGGAGGGAGCUGUGGCGCCGCGUAUUGACCAAUGGUUAGAUCCGUGUCAGAGGCCAGCAUGUCUGGUGGAGUUCGGUUAUGAUAUCUCGUCGCCCAGGCGAGUGGACCGAGCGGAUCAUGAUUUUGUGGAUUGCGCCGUUGGUGAGCUAGGACCGCCAAUUGCUCAAGCUGACGCCCAGCCACGGACUUUCAUUGAGCUCACAGUGUCUUAA
This is a messenger RNA of Trichosporon asahii var. asahii CBS 2479, 417 nucleotides long. RefSeq lists its product as uncharacterized. The record is from RefSeq and is a predicted model, not a curated record. NCBI's taxonomy places the organism in Eukaryota, Fungi, Basidiomycota, Tremellomycetes, Trichosporonales, Trichosporonaceae. Bases 1 to 417 code for a protein of 138 amino acids. The transcript has 4 exons.